GCUUUCCUUCCUACGCUCCUCCCACCUACAAACAUUCCCACAUUUACUCCAGUUUUCUACUCGCAUCGAAACCCCAUCGGCAUCCGCCAGCAAACCCGAGUCCCUGCACCAGUCACAAGCUGUUGAGCCCGCGGGGGAGUGGUGUUUCUGCUAUACCUGCUCAUUCGGUUUGCAGCCUCGGGCUUCCGCCACAAUGAGUGCGAUUCUGUCGGCGGACGACUUGAAUGAUUUUAUUUCCCCCGGUGUCGCUUGCAUCAAGCCCGUCGAAACACUUCCGGCAAAGAAUGCCACGGAAUCAGACAAUCCCUACGAAGUCACCACAGAGGACAAGGUUCAACCUGAGAACCUUCCUCCUGCCCAGAUCUCAUUAACUGAUUGCCUUGCGUGCUCUGGCUGCGUCACUUCUGCCGAGGCAGUGCUCAUCUCGUUGCAAUCGCACGCGGAAGUUCUCAAUACACUUGAUGCGCAUCCCGAGAUAUCGUUGAACCCCGGACAUGAAAUAUCCUCGCAGAACAUCAACGCACUUGAUGGUGAAGCUCGCAUCUUUGUUGCAAGUGUCAGUCCACAAGUGAGAGCUAGUUUGGCAGCUACAUAUGGAAUCUCCGAGAAAGAAGCAAACUACAUGAUCCAUCAGCUUCUCAGUGGUCCCCAAGGGUUGAGAGCGGGAGGUAAGAAUGGCAGCGGGUUCACAUGGGUUGUUGACACAAAUAUCAUGCGUGAUGCUGUUUUGGCUCUUUCAGCGGAUGAAGUCAGCGAUUCUUUGGCGUCGAGCCUGGACCCAGCUGACCCGACAAACUCUCUUCCAAAGCGGCCUAUACUUUCGUCCGCAUGUCCAGGCUGGAUAUGCUAUGCUGAAAAGACACACCCAUUCAUUCUUCCUCAUCUGUCUCGACUCAAGUCCCCGCAAGCAUUGACGGGCACGUUUUUCAAAACUGUCCUAAGUAAAUCCCUCGGCAUUCCAGCAUCCCGUAUCUGGCACCUGGCUGUUAUGCCGUGUUUUGACAAGAAGCUUGAAGCCAGUCGCGAAGAGCUGACAGAUGCUUCGUGGCUGCCAACUAAGCCUGAAGGUCAUACAGCUGUCCGUGACGUUGACUGCGUGAUCACUACGCGCGAGCUUCUCAGUUUGGCCUCAUCCAGAGGCAUCUCCCUUCCAAACCUACCCUUGAAGGCCCUGCCUCGAUCUUUCUCCCCGCCAUUCCCCGACAAGACUUUGGACGAAUUUUUGUUUUCCAAAGUUUUCUCAGAACAAACCGCUGCCGCGGGAACAUCCGGAGGCUACCUCCAGCAUGUUCUUCUAACUUUCCAGGCAAGAAAUCCCGGCAGUGAGAUUUCUAUUCAACGAGGGAGAAACGCCGAUGUCGUUGAAUAUAUCCUUAUGUCACCUGAGCGUACGCCCAUCCUGAAGGCUGCUCGCUACUAUGGUUUCAGAAACAUCCAGAACCUUGUCAGAAAGCUCAAACCGGCACGGGCAUCGCGACUUCCUGGCGGCAAUCGGCGGCAGCCGGUCUCGCGAAGCGCAGCGUCCGCUGGAUCCGGUACGGAUUACGCCUAUGUGGAGGUUAUGGCAUGUCCUGGAGGUUGUACAAACGGAGGAGGUCAGAUACGCAUUGAAGAUGCUCGUGAAGCCAACUCAAACAUACAGCCCGCAGCCUCAGGGGAAACAGCCUCAAAGCCAACACCGCACGAGCAACGCACAUGGCUCGCGCGUGUGGAUGAAGCAUAUUACUCUGCGGAUUCAGAUUCGGAGCCUGAAAUUGAAGGCCGGUCCCAGCCGUUGUCUAUUUCCGAGAAACAAGACAAAAUCCACAACACCUUACGCCAUUGGUCCGAUUUCAUGGGUGUACCCCUUUCGAAGCUGGCCUACACCACCUAUCGCGAAGUUGAGAGCGAUGUCGGCAAAUCCCAGAGCGCACCAAAUGAUACCACACGCGUGGUGGAACUUGCGGGGAAGAUCGGUGGCGGUUGGUAAAUAUGGCUGACUCGAUGCUGUAAUACUUUGAUGACAUAAUUUAUACCCUGUGGUGUUUUUCUAUGACGGAACACAUGAUUGCAUUUCUCUUCAUCUGGACAAAAGUCUUUGCAUUUGUACUGCAUAAAUCGGACAUAGAGAGAUACCAGAUUCUGCUAUUCUUGCUUUGUGACCGGGUUUGGUUCCUGUGAUGACGUGUUGGUUGUAGGCUUGGGUUUGUAUAGAGUAUUGUUUAAAACAGU
Molecule: messenger RNA, 2211 nt
Organism: Aspergillus heteromorphus CBS 117.55
Lineage: Eukaryota; Fungi; Ascomycota; Eurotiomycetes; Eurotiales; Aspergillaceae
Gene: nar1
Product: iron-sulfur cluster assembly protein NAR1
Exons: 2
Coding region: 194-1969 (591 amino acids)
Biological process (GO): iron-sulfur cluster assembly
Cellular component (GO): cytosolic [4Fe-4S] assembly targeting complex
Molecular function (GO): 4 iron, 4 sulfur cluster binding
Source: RefSeq, a predicted model, not a curated record